AAGUCUGUUUUUUUCUCUUCUGUUUCAGUGUAUCUGCUGUCACGAAUGCCUCAGUCUGUCGUCUCAACGUCUGGACAUGAACCUCUUUCAGGAGUCCCGCUGCUCCAUUUUAGGAGUUCUCCUGGUUUUCUUUCUCCAAGGGUCAUGUGCUGAUCCAGAUGUUGAGGUGCACAAAGCUGUUGGAGACUCUCUGGAAUUAAUCGCUGAUUAUCCAAAAAAAGAUCUUGAAGUGCAGUGGAAAUAUAAUAUGAUUACAUUUGCUGAGUAUCGAAAUGAUGAUUUCCAAAAAGUGAAAUCUGAAUUAUUUAAUAACAGGUUAAAGAUGAAUGAAAACGAUAUUAGUGUAACAGUAACAGAGCUUACACUCCAGGAUUCUGGAAGAUUUGUUAUUGUUGCAGUAAGUAAAUCUGAACAAUAUAAAACAAAAGUCUCUGUACUACAUGUUCAUGGGUCAUGUGCUGAUCCAGAUGUUGAGGUGCACAAAGCUGUUGGAGACUCUCUGGAAUUAAUCGCUGAUUAUCCAAAAAAAGAUCUUGAAGUGCAGUGGAUAUAUAAUGAUACUAUAUUUGCUGAGUAUCGAAAUGAUAAUCUCCAAAAAGUGAAAUCUGAAUUAUUUAAUAACAGGUUAAAGAUGAAUGAGGACAAUAUUAGUGUAACAGUAACAGACCUUACACUCCAGGAUUCUGGAAGAUUUUCUAUUGUUGCAGAAAUUAUAAGUACUGCUAAACAAUAUAAAACAAAAGUCUUUUUGCUAUAUGUUCAUGAUCUCAUCAGAGAGGUAAAGAUUGAGUACAAUUAUGUCUGGCUGCAAUCAGAAAACAUCUGCAUGUUUCAUCUUCGGUGUGUGGCGUCUGGUGAUCAGAAUCUCUCCUACAGCUGGAUCAGUCCUCAGACUCAAGGAUCACAGCUGAAUAUCAGCCUCAGUUUAGCAGAGAGCGCUACACUCAACUGCACAGCCAACAACACCGUCAGCGUUAAGUACACUACCAAGACUGUAGUGUGCACAGAGAAAUAGGGCAGUUCUGUGUAAAAACUUAAAUGAUUAAAUUCUCAAAGGAUUAUACAGUUUACAAAAAGAUUACUAUGAAAUAAAGACAAACUUAGAAACAAGCCACUCAUUUUUGGAGACCCAAUUGAAGGACAAGGUUAUGUAUAUUUGUUGAUUUGCUCUUAAAUGAUCUUGUUAGAUUAUAAUUCAUCAUGAUAUGUACACAAGCAAUUUUAAGAUCUGUACAUUUAAACAACAUUAACACAAUUAAAAAUCAAAUCUCUUCAAGCCACCAGUUAUACAGCAUUAUUAUUUAUCUUAUUUACUUGUUUAUUUCUGAUUAAAUGAACUUGCAAACAC
Cyprinus carpio (common carp) is the source of this 1348-nucleotide messenger RNA. RefSeq lists its product as uncharacterized. Gene Ontology annotation, cellular component: plasma membrane; dendrite; axon. Lineage: Eukaryota; Metazoa; Chordata; Actinopteri; Cypriniformes; Cyprinidae. The record is from RefSeq and is a predicted model, not a curated record. Gene Ontology annotation, biological process: positive regulation of excitatory synapse assembly; filopodium assembly.